Molecule: messenger RNA, 2953 nt
Organism: Haliaeetus leucocephalus (bald eagle)
Lineage: Eukaryota; Metazoa; Chordata; Aves; Accipitriformes; Accipitridae
Gene: SKA2
Product: spindle and kinetochore associated complex subunit 2
Exons: 7
Coding region: 2011-2676 (221 amino acids)
Biological process (GO): chromosome segregation; cell division; mitotic cell cycle
Cellular component (GO): spindle microtubule; outer kinetochore
Molecular function (GO): microtubule binding
Source: RefSeq, a predicted model, not a curated record
AUGGCUUGAGUCUUGCCUCACAGUUUCUAACACUUUCUUCUAAGCCUGUGAGUAAAUUACAAAUUUACAUUUCACAAACUGCAUUUUCUGUGUGAUUGGUGUACAGUACUCAUCAUACGAACGGUCCUAACCUAUAACAUUAAGGUGAGAUUUCUGCAGGUGUAUGUUUCCUGAAAUAGAGCAAGAAAUAAAUAUUUAUAAAAUAAAGGAAAAAUGGAUCGUAAAGGAGGAACAUAUGGCAGUGCUUAUAAACAUGCUUUGAAAUUGCUGAUAAUAAAUUUUGUUUCUUUUGGAGUUAGCAUACUUUCAGGAGGAAGCAGUGAUACUGUGUUAGUAUUUUCAUUAAGCACAAAUCUUAAAAUUAUAGCUACACAAUGGAUAAGCAUUCAGCUUCACAUUCAAUUUUUAAUGCCUUGAAUUAUAGUAGUAGCAUGGUAUUAGUGGCUUACUGUCGUUCUGUAAAUCUCAAAUUAUCAAUAUUAAAUAUUUAGGAACAGACCUUCAUGGAUAAUUUUAAAAGCCACCCAUAUUCACUGUCUGCUUUCCCAAUAAUUAUUAAUCAGAUAGAGGAGUUGGAGAAAAGCAAAAAAAUUACCUUUUUGGCGUGCCUGCCUCUAGAAAUGAAAACCUAAAAAUGUUUGCUAGUGGAGGAGAACAGAAACGAUUGAGCAUUUAGGAGAAAUUCCCUCAUGAACUCUUUAAAAAUACAUAGUGUAAUAAAAAGUAUUUUAUUCUCACAUUUUGUCAUGACUGGUUUCUGGGGUGGAUAUGGGAAGGAGUUUUGUUGGGUAGAUGGUAAGUUAUGGGAGUAACGGGUGAAAGCUUUCCCUUUGAUUUACAGAUGCUUGAGGUCUUUACUAGAUUUAUUUUCCUUUUCUUAAGCUAUUAUUUGAAAAUUUACUGAAGGUGUGUAUGUGUAUGAAAAAUCACACAUUUUCACUAUGUCAGAAAGGGGAUUUUACUUGUAGAACAUCUUGGAUCGAACACCAUUCCUUUAGGCUAUCUGAAGUUCCAGAUCCUCAAAGGUAUUAAUGGCAGCUCCUGAAGGUGGAAUUCAAGGCUGAUGUUUAAAACAUAAACAUCCUUUUGGUAUCCAGGCCUGACUACAGGCUACAUCCAAAGACUACUGAAGUUUGUCACUGUAGCUACCAUUAUAGCCCUGCCAGGUAGUACUUUGGGAUACAGUAACAAAUAUAGCCUUAUUUCAUCCUUUAAAAAGUUGUAAUGAUUACUUCAGGGUUAAUCUCAGUAUAAAUUCUGAAAACCACACUGAGUUAAGUAAGUUACGAGCAUUUUUAACUUGCUUUCAUCAUUGCCUCUUCUGUGACUGUAAAAUCACCAAAUCAUUAUGAUAAGAAAUUCAUGAGUUGUUUGUGAACUGGGAAAACUGCCUUUCUUUAAACAGAAGGACUUCUUAAGGACAGAAGUCCUUAAUAGGUAUUAAAAUUGCAGACUAAAAUUAAUUAAGUAAUAAUGCUAUCAGCAGACUAUUUUACAAGGCAAUUAGAGAAUUCUCUGGUGGCUUAUUUAUCCCAGGGAAAGAAAUGUGAUGUCAUCAAUUUUAUUAUCUAUUUAUCAGUCUGGUUUAUUGGGGAAUAAUAAAAUGUAUUAUGGGUAUUAGAACCAUCUGAGAGAAUGCAUUCCUAAUAUAAUUCAUAAUAAAAUCUCUGUUGAUAUGCUUGGAUCCUGAACACUUAUUCAUAAUCUCUGCUGUGUAAAUAACGGAGUAUUGCAGUUUUGCUAACAGAACUUUUAAUGUUUGAAAAGAGAAGCAGUUAGCCAAGAAGCUCUAAAAAUUGAUGGAAAAUAUGUUAAUAUCUCAGGAGAAAAAAAUCAAACACCUCCUGCACUGAGUGAAGAUCACUUUUUAAAAGAUGUGUGUUCUUUUCUAUUGAUAGAACUUACCUCUUUGGUCUACUACUUAAAAACUUCAUCUUGAGAGGUUUGGCAUUGCAAGGGCAUGUAACAUAAGAAGAGAUAGAAGUGUUUUCAUGCAUUUUGGGGACCUGCAUGAAAAAGUUCCAGAAGGCAGAAUCUGAUCUGGAUUAUAUUCAACACAGACUGGAGUUUGAAAUAAUGAAAAGUCUUCCUGAUAAUCCAGCAGCAGAGGAAAAUCCAGUCGCUGUCUUGGAAGAACUCUCAGUGGUGAAAUCUCGGUAUAAAACGUUAUGUAUGCAGCUGGAAAAAGUUUCUAUAGAGCAGAGAGAAUCCAUGAAGGGCAUCCGUGCUGCUCUAGAGAACACAAUGAAGAUGAUUCAGGCAGUACAGCAACAUACUGAUCUUGAGCGCUUACCUCUGUCAGGAGAAGAACAGACUGCAGCACAGCAGUUAACCUGCCAAACUGUUAAAGAAAUGGAAUCGCUCGUGGAAGAGCCAUCUAGCCAUUCAGGAUCUGCAGCCUCUGGCUCAUCUGAAGAAUUGCAAUUCAAACCAUUGACUGAGGAAACACUUAUGACUGUACCAAGGACUAUCAGAAGUACUGUUAAACUAGCAGACCUGAACAAUUUGUACAAGGAGUUAUUUAACCACUUCAUUGUAAAUAAGAACAGAGCAGCAUUGAGUGUUUCGCAGAUGAACAAGAUGAAUAUGAAAGCCACUGACUCAAGAAUACGAAUCUUGAAAGAACUUGCUAUUGUGGAACUUGACAAACAAGGAAAUGUUAAAUUAGUUGUGUAAAUGUAAGCUCAGGCCAUUCACAUUUGGCACACAAACAUCUUGGUCAUAGCUCCUGGAUUAUUAACAAGCAAGUAUUUCUCUGGUGUCUAGGAGUUGUAAGUCCACUGUUGGAAAGCUGUUAAUGUUUCUGUAUACGAAUUCCAUUUACAGUACUUAAAAUUGGAGAGUUAAAAAACAUUGAGGUUGAUAUUUUAUCUUGGAUAUUUAUGGGGCUAGAUUCAAUGAUUUUUUUAAAGAGUAUUGUUAGCCACGUGACACCUCCAUGUUCUUGGUUACA